This is a messenger RNA of Nymphalis io (European peacock), 1052 nucleotides long. Its product is annotated as TP53-regulated inhibitor of apoptosis 1-like. The transcript is spliced from 2 exons. The record is from RefSeq and is a predicted model, not a curated record. NCBI's taxonomy places the organism in Eukaryota, Metazoa, Arthropoda, Insecta, Lepidoptera, Nymphalidae. The coding region runs from base 105 to 353 and encodes 82 amino acids.
UUGACAAAAAUGUCAAAAUAGCCGAUAAAAAGAUAAAACUAAUAUUUGCAAUAAUUUUGGCUAUUGUUAGUUUUUAAAUUUAUUACGUAAUAUAAGAAAAUAUAAUGAAUAGCAUAGGAGAAGAGUGUACUGAAUUAAAGAAAAAAUAUGAUGAUUGUUUUAAUUCAUGGUUUUCGGAGCGUUUUCUUAAAGGCGACCAUGAUGACUCCAUGUGUGCUGGAAUUUUUAAGGUUUAUCAAGAAUGUGUAAAGAAAGCAAUGAAGCAACAAAGUAUUGAUUUCAAAGAAGUAGACAAAGAUGUUUUAGGGACAGAUAAUGAGUUCAAAGUUCCACCUUCCGAAAGCAGCAGUUGACAAUCGGGAAUCUGCAGCCUUCUAUGUGCAUUUAGCCCAAUUACCUUUUGGCAUGUUUUUAAUACUGAAAUUUCAAAUAACGUAUUAAAGACAGCUAUUACAGAAAAUAAAAAUUGAACAUAGUUACUUUAGAAAUUUGAAAGUAUGCAUUUAUUUAUGAAAUAAAAUGACACAUACAAAAUGUUGCUGUUUUAAGUUUAUAAAUAGUAAAUGUUUUUCAUUGAAUUGUAUUGAUUUUUAUCAUGCAAUUUUUAUUGUGAUAAAAAAUGCUACAAAACAUAUGUAAUAAUAGAAUAUCCCAAAAUAAUUUUAAUGAUAAUAACAUAUAUCUUGUAUUGUUAGUAUUCAUUUAAAUGUUCUGGAGCUUAAUAUUAAAUUAAUAGUAAUAGCAUAUAAAAUUUAAUUAAAAAAACUUUUGUGUUGUUUAAUAAUGUUAAGUACAAUUAGAACAGAAAUUUAUUGAUAGAUUGUAAUUUUGGUGGCAUAUUAAAUUUAUAAUUAAUAAUAUUUGUUUCCUUAAUUAAACAAACAAGUAGCACCCAAAUAAGCUAUCAAGACAAGUGCAAAAUUAAAUAUUAAUAUUAUGUAAGAAUGAAUAAAUAAAAUUGCUGUUAAUAUUUUCAGUAUGAUUAUGAUGUAUAUUUUUUGUGAUUAUGAUGUAUAUUGUUUGUAUUUUGUGUGUUAUAAUACUAAAUAGUA